CCCAAUUGAAAAAAAGUUAUCCUUCGUAUCGCGCGCGCUUGCUUAUGAAUCUCAGCUCUUCAUCUAACGUCACCUCAACUGUUCUUGCUGAAUAACUAACUGAUCUGGCUGUGUUCCUCGGAACGACUAUCACGCCGAUGAUAUACGAUUCCGCCGAGAUGGGCAUAUUGAGGCUCUCCCUGCAAGUUGGGUUGGUGCACAGGACUCCGGCGAUCAUUAUAUCUUUGUGAUCUGGAACGCAGUUUCUUGAUUGCAACUACCAUUCUCACCACACCUAACUCAUUGUAUUCUCAGUCAUGCGUAUGCUAUUGCUCUCCACUCUUUUCGCCGCCAAUGGAGCAGCAUACGACUCGCUGCUCGGCUUCGAUGCCACCGCAAAGGUCGAAACACGAUCCAUCGACCAGAUCUACAAAGCUGCUCUCAAGGAAGGCGGCGUUGUAACAUCCUGGUUCGGCGGCGAUGAAAAGAACCAGCAAGACGCAGUAAAGAAGGCCUUUGAGGCAGCCUUUCCCGGCGUAACUCUCAACCUCACUGUUGAUGUUUCCAAGUAUCAUGGUGGCAACAUUGAUGAACAGCUCGCUAGCAACAACGUCUACGUCGAUACCGUUGCUCUACAGACGACGCACGACUUUCCGCGUUGGAAGGAGGAGGGCGCACUGCUUCACUAUGCCCCUGUUGGAUUCGACAAGAUCUAUCCCGAUUUCCGGGACAUCGAUGCCGCUUUCUAUGGUUACAUGGGUAUUGCGUGGCAGUUUGUCUGGAACUCGGACAAGUUGAAGGGCAAGAAGGCGCCUGCAGAGUUCCCGGAUUUUCUUGCGCCAGAGUACAAAGGUAAGCUUGCCUUGACGUAUCCCAACGACGAUGACGCGAUCCUCUUCCAGUUUGACCUGAUUCUCAACAAGUAUGGUACUUCUUGGUUCAAGAAGCUCAUCGGGCAAAAGCCCCGCUGGGUCCGAGGCACAGCCACCGGCGCAACACUUGUCGGCGACCCCAAGUCCCCCUACGUUGCAACUUUCACCUCAGCUCUUGGUCUGACCACCGGCACGGGCUCUCUCAACGCUACAUUUCCAAAGCAGAGCAACUUUGUCUCAUGGCCGCAGCACACUGCCAUUCUUAAGGACGCACCGCAUCCUGAGGGCGCUAAGCUGCUGCAGAACUUCUUGCUCAGCAAGGAUUUCCAGAAGACGAAUGGAUUCUGGCCUGUAAGGAGUGACGUUGCUCCGGCGGCAGGAUUCCCUGAGCUUAACAAUCAGCCCCAUACGAACCCGGGUGCUUUUGCCAAGUUUAUGAGCAACCGGGAGAGGGUUGAGAGGCUGAGGUUUUGGUUUGAGAAGAGGCUCGGUACUGCACAAGGUCUUAGCCCGCUGGAUGAUGAUUUGUAAAUCUGAAUGGGUGGAGUUGUAACACUAGCCUGUUCACUCGACUCCUAACAACCAUUAUCCUGCAGAAUUAUUCUUCUUCGUAUCUAUUGAGGCGAGAAACUAUAUAAAUCUAGGAUCUAAGAAGGGAUAGUUAUUAUUCAUAUUGGUAUGUUUACAUAUAAAUUUUGUCGUAUCAGAUAAUAUACACAUAGAAUGUUAUGCAAUCGAGCUCUGCCAGUUAAGAAUGAAAACCGAAAUGUCUGCUAUAGAAUUAUAAGAGAUAUAUGAAUAAUAUAAGUGAUAAUAGUUAACGUAUGUACAUAGCGAGUGAAACACUAACGUGAAUGAUAAGCU
Messenger RNA from Fusarium redolens, 1715 nucleotides. RefSeq lists its product as uncharacterized. NCBI's taxonomy places the organism in Eukaryota, Fungi, Ascomycota, Sordariomycetes, Hypocreales, Nectriaceae. The transcript is spliced from 2 exons. The record is from RefSeq and is a predicted model, not a curated record. The coding region runs from base 297 to 1382 and encodes 361 amino acids.